AUGCAGAUGAAGAAAACUGAACGAGAAAAGUGUCCAGACUGCAAGGAAGAGGAGAAUAUCAUAGAAGACUACAAAAAUGGAUAUAACGUGUGCGGUUCCUGCGGCUGUAUUGUGGGAAGCCGAAUCAUCGACGAGCGAGGAGAGUGGAGAACUUUCAGCGACUCUGGAGAAAACCCCAGCAGAGUGGGAGGGCCAAACAACCCGUUCCUGGACUCAGAGCAGCUCGACACUCUGAUAUCGUCUGGCUCUGGCCUGGCAUCCUACAAUCUGGCAAAGACACAGAUGAAGAGCAGCUUGCGCGGCCCAGAAAGAGCUCUGAUAAAUGGCCUCAAUUUGAUCACUGCUUUCUGCGAAAGAAAGAAUCUUUCCAAAACGAUAUCCGAUGCAGCAAAGUACGUUUUUAAGACAGUGGAAGAAAAAAAAGUGCUAAAAGGAAAAAACUUAGAGGGAGUCUCUGCGGCCUGCAUAUACAUAGCCUGCAGACAGGCUGGAUUUGUGCGCACGUUUAAGGAAGUAAGCAUUCUCACAGCAGUUCCAAAAAAGGAAAUAGGGCGCUGCUACAAAGCAAUAUUCCCGCACAUUGAUAAGCUGGCGGUUGUAUCAACAGAAGACAUUGUGGCCAGAUUCUGCUCUGAUCUUACACUGAGCAUAGACAUACAGAAGGUUGCACUGACCAUCAGCCAGCGAGCACAGGAGAUAGGCUGCAUUGCUGGAAAGUCUCCUGACUCCAUAGCAGCGGCCAUCAUCUAUCUGAUCACAUAUCUGUUCCCGAACCAGAGAAAAAUACAAAAAGACAUCCAGAUAGUGACAAAUGUCACCGAUGUAACAAUUAAAAACACGUACAAAGAGCUUCUUCCGUAUAGAUACGAACUGGUGCCCGAGGGCAUUGUGCCAAAAAACAUUCUGGACACUCUCCCCAACUCAUAG
Messenger RNA from Nematocida minor, 927 nucleotides. RefSeq names its product transcription initiation factor TFIIB. NCBI's taxonomy places the organism in Eukaryota, Fungi, Microsporidia. The transcript has a single exon. Bases 1 to 927 code for a protein of 308 amino acids. Gene Ontology annotation, biological process: transcription initiation at RNA polymerase II promoter; transcription preinitiation complex assembly. The record is from RefSeq and is a predicted model, not a curated record. Gene Ontology annotation, cellular component: transcription preinitiation complex; nucleus. Gene Ontology annotation, molecular function: RNA polymerase II general transcription initiation factor activity; TBP-class protein binding.